Messenger RNA from Neocloeon triangulifer, 1968 nucleotides. It is a transcript of the gene dnr1, whose product is annotated as E3 ubiquitin-protein ligase MYLIP. The record is from RefSeq and is a predicted model, not a curated record. Gene Ontology annotation, biological process: ubiquitin-dependent protein catabolic process. Bases 245 to 1582 code for a protein of 445 amino acids. Gene Ontology annotation, cellular component: cytoskeleton. NCBI's taxonomy places the organism in Eukaryota, Metazoa, Arthropoda, Insecta, Ephemeroptera, Baetidae. The transcript has 7 exons. Gene Ontology annotation, molecular function: ubiquitin-protein transferase activity.
UGUCGCAAAAGCUGCCUCGUCGAAUGAAGAGCAACGCAAGAAGUCUAAUGUCAAAUCUGCGGGCGAGCCUCACAGCCACACAGGCACCACCGAUCGCCUCUUCGUAGCCCACGGUCCGUCCCGUCCAGUGGCAGCAGCGGCCUUCGAUGGACUUCGAGUGCCCGAGGAAGGUGUCCGAGAAAGCCCUCAAAGCCCGGUCUUCUGUUACUUCUGCAUGAGCCGAACAAUUUUCCACUAGGAAAAUAUGUGGUGUCUGGUCAGCCAGCCAAACAAUGUCAUCCUCGAAGUCGAGGUGGACAGCAAGGCCAAGGGCCAGCAGUGCCUUGAAAAGGUGUGCCAGAGCUUGGGCAUUGGCAAGGAGGAGGACUACUUUGGCCUCAAGUAUCUGAGUCCCAAGGGCGAGGAGCUCUGGCUCAACCUGCGCAACCAAAUCGACCGCCAAGUGGCUGGACCGCCGUAUCGGUUUGCGCUGAGGGUCAAGUUUUGGGUGCCUCCACACCUCAUCUUGCAAGAUGCCACCAGGCACCAAUUCUUCCUGCACGCCCGCUUGGAGUUGCUGGAGAACCGGCUCAAAGUGCCCGACUGCGAGACAAUGGCCAGAGUAAUCGCUCUGGUGGCUCAAGCAGAGGCCUCGGAGGAAGAAAUACCCUCGUCGCUGAUGUGCCUUUGCGCUGGCGCGCCUUCUGAUCUCUACCAGCGAGUUGCGAUGGAGAGAGCCAAAUUACAGGGCAUGAAACAAAGCGCCGCCGAGUACUGGUUGCUGAAGGAGGUCAGCAACUUCGAAACAUUUGGCCAAGAACUGUUUGGCGCCAAGACGCGCGUCGGACUGGGAAAAAUCGUAGGCGUCGGUCCGCACGGAGUCAGCCUUGUUGACGUUGAAACCGGCCAAGCCAAUAACAUUCCGUACACAGCAAUACAACGCGCUUCUUCGAUGAGGCGCUCACUUCACGUGUACCACUUGGAAGGCGCCGGCGCCUCCGUGGCUAGACUGGAGCUCAAGCUGGACUCCUCCCAGGCGGCCACUGGCCUGUACCGGUGCAUCACCGAGAAACACGCCUUCUAUAGUUGCGAGACCGUUCGCAGUGCAGUCACCUCACAGUUCAUCAGAGAUCUCAAGGGUACUAUUGUAUCAAUCUUCAACGAAGACACUUCAUUGGGGAAGAAAUAUGUGUUCGACAUCCGCCGCACCUGUCGCGAAGUUUACGACAAUGCCAGGAGGGCCCUUUAUCUGAGUGGAGAAAUGCCUAAUGUGGAGCUCCAAGAACCAGAUUUAGAAGGAAGCAGUAAAGCCCAAGUUACUUGCUCCAACCCUGGCUCUUGUCUUGAAGAGGAGUGCAAAAGCAGUGAAUGCAAGGCUUCUCGAGAUCAACUCUCUGAAAUCUUGGAUGCAAUCCUUUGCUGCAUUUGCAUGGACAAGAAUAUCGACACUGCAUUUUUCCCUUGCCGACAUGCCAUAUCAUGCAUUGAAUGCGCCUCUCGCUGCGACAGGUGUCCUUUGUGCAGAGCGGACAUCACCGAGGUUACCCCAAUUUACCUUCCAUCCCAACUUAGAGUGAGACCGUCGCAGGUGCCAAUCUUGUGAAAUAUUUAAAAAAAAAAAAAACGUGAUUUUGUGUGCAACAAAGAUGCAAUCAAAACUUUUGUGCAAUUUUUAGAAGAAAAAAGUAAUAGCAACUUAAGGACGCAAUCAAUGUUCAGUAUUUCGUCUCAACCUCGUUGUAUGCAGCAGAACGAAAAUGUUAUUUUCACUUUAUCAAUAUGUUCCCCAUUAAUUCCCCUUAUUAUAUUGUCAAUUUUAGAAGCAGUAAAUAACUGAUUUUUCCCAUAUCGCAGAUAGUAUAAAUUUUGCUCAGGUUUCAAUUAGUGUAUGUAAUUUUCAAUAAUUAUAUGAUUGAUGAAAGUGGCUGUGAUAAAUUUGCUGUACAAUAAAGAUAAAUAAAUGGUGAAAUAAUUGGUAGAAAUACUGUA